GCUGAAGGCUCAGCCUCGGUGUUUCCGGUGACUGAGUGGAUUUCUGCAGCUUCUUCAUCCUCAGCGACUAGCCGAGCUACUGUCUGCAACCAGCGUUUAUCAUCUGAGGACUAUCAUGGAAUAAACAUGGCCCACCAUAACAGAGGCUAUUUCUUUGAAGCUCUGGAUAGAUCAGAGACCAGGCGAGAUGGAGGGUACAAGCACAACUGGAGCUUUUCUCUUUCUGGUGACAGUGAAGAGGAAAGGAGACAUGAUGCGAGUGUGGUGACCAUGGAGGAGAUGGACAGGCAGCAGCCAACCUCCCCCGAGGAGAAAAAGACUCCCACUCUUAGGCACUUCACUUCCUCUGACCCUUUGAGAACGUAUGAAAACCGGCCAAAUAAUCACAUUAGGCCUGUGAACAGGCUGGCACCCAAAAAGCUCAGCGUGGACCCUCUCACAGUAGCAACGUCCUCCCCAAUGCCCAACAGAACCAACUAUUUCAUCAUCAGUCCAGCAACCUCACAAGGCAUCGUCCUACAGGGGCGACACUUUCAGCACACGCACAUGCCCUCCACAAUAAGGAAACCUGUCCAAAGAAACGACUUCUCCACCACGCAGCCAACUGUGGAAAUGGAUAGCAUUGUACUCACCUGUCCAGAAAUCCCAGCAGAGGACACCCUGAACAUCAAACGGCGCAUCCAGCAGAAGAGGAAACCCUUGGAAGGCUGCUGUAGUUUUCCCACGCAGGUCAAAGCAGCAGAGCCUCUCCGGCCGGUCUACCAGGCGGUGUGCAUGAAGUGCAACAAGCUGAUCGACGACAGAGGCAAGUGUCAUAACUGUUGCGGCCCGGCGCUGCUGGCCUGUCAGCAGGCCACGCUCUCAUCCCCGACCCCCCGACCCCCAAUCCGAUCGCAACCCUCCCCCGGACCAAACAGCCUGCCGCAGAACUUCUACAAACCGGCCACGACCAUGAGGGCGCCCCGUGGGGAGACUCUGCCCGUACGCAUCACGAGCACUAAAGGAGCCAUGCUGCCUCUGAACGGCAGGGCUCCUCUGUUAGCCGGGACCUCGAGCUGCUGCGGCGCCAGGAGCGUGCCCAAAGGGAAGAGGACGACGUCGGCCCAGCAGCUCGAGCUCAACGACCCCAUCGUCCUAUCCAGCGACGACGAGGACGAGGCCGACAACGCCAGCACGGGAAGCGUCAACAGACUAGACAGCGUUUCCCCGCGGCCCGCCGACUCAGCGCACUCUUCACCGGCGCCCUCUGGAGGCAGAGUGGAGGCGGCGGUUAAAAGCACCGCAGAGCAAGAGGAGCUGAACACAGAAUUCUUUGAAGACGUCAACAUGAAGAUCACGAUACCGCGGAGAGCACGGAUGAAAGAUCAGUUUGGAAAUCAACCCCCAGUCGAGCAGUUUUCCCCCAGAACAAAGAAGCCCAAAAUCUCGUCCGAUAAGUGUCACAGUAUCAUCCUGGAGUGUCGGAGUGUGAGAGUAGGAACUCUACGUAGGAUGGUGACGAAGCCCGUUGUUUUUUCCAUCGACCAAAUCCAGCUUGAAACUGAAGACUCGGUACGCGGCAUGACGGAGAACGUUUGCCUCCAGGCGUCGGAGCUGAUCAGCUGUGAGUGGUGCAGCGUCCGGAAACUGCCGGUGUUGUUCUUCCAGACGGCUCCGGAGGAGUGCGCCCGCCUGCGCACGCAGCUCAACAUGUCCAACGAGAAGGGAGGACAGUGGUACAACUGCUCCGGAGAACAGUCGGACGAAAAGUACAUUGUUCUGAUCUUCGAGAACGGCCUGGUGAUGAAGGAGCAGAUGAUCCUGGAGGACAUCCUGCGAGAGAUCGGCAGGACCAACAACAUCAGCAACUUUCCCGCCAAGCUGCCCUUCGAAGAGGCCAACAUCCGACUGGUCAACUAUAACAAGCUGUCCAAGCAGAAGGAGGAGAAGGUGAAGCCAGUACAAACCCCUCCCAAAAUCUCGCAAGGUUCCCCGGUUGGCAAGGUCCCUCAGGUUACCACGGUGAUGCCCGUACGCACACGAAUGUCCACUCGGCAGCAAACCAGCGCCUACUUUGAAGAGGACGACGAGGACAUGACGGACCUCCAGCCCACCUUCUCUGGACCAAUCGUCAA
This is a messenger RNA of Scomber scombrus (Atlantic mackerel), 2114 nucleotides long. RefSeq names its product SUMO specific peptidase 6a (gene senp6a). The record is from RefSeq and is a predicted model, not a curated record. Gene Ontology annotation, molecular function: SUMO-specific endopeptidase activity. Lineage: Eukaryota; Metazoa; Chordata; Actinopteri; Scombriformes; Scombridae. Gene Ontology annotation, biological process: regulation of kinetochore assembly; regulation of spindle assembly; protein desumoylation. Gene Ontology annotation, cellular component: nucleus; cytoplasm.